AUGGCUUGGGGAAGUUCCAGCAAAUUGCAGAAGGUGAACAUUGUGAGUAACAAUUACUCAAGGUAUGGAACCUCAGUUUACAAUAAAUUAUAUUCAGAUUCUUCAAAUGCUAAGAGAGAGAUCAGCUCAACUCCGCCAUAUAGAUAUGGUACUGUAAGGAGUAAUAAUAAUAGUAGUAGUAGUAGUACUGCCACUACUAGUAGCACUCGCAAGCAUAUUGCAACUUCAAGUACUCCUAUCAAGCAUUUAGAUUCGAAUAAGAGUAAUAAUAACAAUAAUAAUAAUAAUAAUAAUAAUAAUAACAAUACACUUAAUGACGUCGAAACUGAUUCUCAGAAGAAAUCCAAAUCUAAAUCGAAGAUGAGAUCUAAAUAUAAAUCUUUGAUUACAUCAUCUUCAAGAAAGAUUAAGAGUAAACUUAGAGAUUCUUCGUCUGAUUCAUUUUCAAUUUUUUCUUCAAAGUCACAUAAUAGUACAAAGAAAAAUAGACGUAAAUCGAUAUCAUCGUCUAUGAAAAAUGCUGCAGGGGGUUAUUCGGUUGAAUUAUUUCCCGUAGUCUUCUCAGAGAAAUUGGCAGAUAUUAACGAAUUACCAUCUGAAAUCCUGACUCAUAUGAUGUCUGUGGAAGGUGUAUCUACUCAGGAUAUAUUAUCCCUUGCAUUGGUCUCUAGAAAAUUUAACGAAGCUGCUAAUUUAGUAUUAUAUAGUAAACCUGAUUUUACAUCGACUUAUAGAGUAGCACAAUUUGUUACAUCAUUAAGACUACAUCCAGAGAAUGGGAAAUAUGUUCGUUCUUUAGAUUUAUCUAAUUUAAAAAAUGGAAUAAUUUCCAAAAAUGUUAAUGAUAAUAACUCAAGAGAGAAUAGUCCUCCACCGUCACAAAUUGUUGGUCCAGACUACUUUGAUGAUAAUAUUGCAUUUGCUGGCUGGAGAGAUUGGAGGCAUAGAAACGAUGCCCCUGCAUUGAACAGUUAUAUGCUAAAGAGAACAAUUUCUAGAUCAUCUUCAAUAUCUUCCAUGGCAUCUUCUUCAGCUACAUCAGUUGUGACUAAUGGUAACUCAUCAAUAGGUCCUUUGGAUAAUAAUGACAAAUCUCUAGGAUCUCGUGGGAGAACAAGAUCAUCAAGUUCAGUAAGUUCUAUUACAAGUAGUAUUAUGUCUACAUUUCAGAACAAUUCUCAUGUAUCUUUAACCUCGACUACUUCUAAUCCUUCAUCAAGGUCAUCAUCAAGAAAGAGAAGUAAUUCCACUGUUUCAUCCUCAAGACAAAGAGCUAAUUCCGUCAUUUCUUUAAAUGGGACACUUACUCCAACUAUGAAGCAAACAGCUAACGAUAACUCUCUAAAUAAUAACUCUAGUUCAAUGGGAUCUAUCUCAAAAUGGUACAAUAUGAAAUUGAGAUCAAAACAUAGAAGAACUGGCUCUUCUUCUUCCGUAAUUAGAGCUAGACAAGAGCGAACACCACCACCUACAACACUAAUACCUGCUGCAACACCAACAACGACGAUAAUGGAACCUACAUCAUCAAUGGCAUCAACUGCUCCAAAUCAAGAUUUCUCUUCCGCUGGUAAUGGUAUCUUACAAAAGGAGUCUAUUCAAACGUCAUCACAGUGCUCACAAAAUAACAAUCCUUCGAUUUCAUUCAUCCUAGACAAACCUAUAAAAUUACGUCACCCAUAUACCAAUAGAACAUUAUUGAAAUAUGCUCCCUAUCGCGAUCUUCCACUAGGUUAUAUCCUUCAUAUAUUAGACCAUUGUCCAAACUUAGAAGAUGUUAAUUUAUCUAAUAUUGUUCUAUUCAAUGAUUUUAAAGUGAUUAAUCGUACACCAACAAGAAAAGUAAGUUCUUUAUUGUUGCCUGCAGUUAGAGAAUCCGAAAUAGCUUCUUCAGCUGAGGACUCUCUCGAGGUAGUUUAUAUGACCGAUUCAAACAGGAAUAUAGAAACUUACGAUCAAAUAAAUGAUGAUGGUUCAAUUAUCGAACAUAGAAGAAAUUCAAGUGUUACAAUUAAUAGUCUUUGGUAUACCUCAGUUACUUCAAAACCUAACGAUUACCCUAAAGUUAUUGACUCACAAACAAAAAAUAGAGAAGGUAUGAGACGUCACUCGAAGAAUAGAGACCAAUUAAUCAAACUAAAUCCAUCUACUAUAUUUGAAAGUUUAUUGGAUAUUAAUAAAUAUGGUUCUUUGAAAACUCUACGUAUGGAUGGCAGUGUCUGGUGUAGACAAUAUAUGGUAAAAUAUUUUAUCUUAGAUACUUUUUCAAAAAAUGACAAAAAAAGAGACUACGAAGAUAAAUCGUUAUCUUUAAGCUUCUUAAAAUCAGGUAUGAAUAGAAACUUUCCUUGGUCCUGCAAAGGUAAUUUACAUGAUGUGACAACCAUUAUUGUCCUUGAUGAGAUAUUAAAGAUGGAUGAUUUCCAAUUAGAAGAAUUGUAUAGAAUCAAAACAGAAAAAUAUUAUGAAUCUAUGAUGAAGACUCAUGAUCCCUCAAUUCUUGAAACAUCAAAUAUCUUACCAAUAAAAUAUGGUAACACCGAAGAUGAGAUGAAUAACAUUAAUUUUAGAUUGACUGUCAUUAAAUGUGAUCACCCAACUACUUAUAAGAUAUCGAGAGUUACGUCUCAAAAUGUUUCCAUUUGUGUAAGACUCUGCAUGGAUGAAAACUCCAACAGGGUUACAUCACAGAAUGAGCACUUACCAAAGGAUCCAAUUCAAAGAAUUGAUCGUUUGUCCCAUGCAUUAAUUGCAAGAGUGCGUGAAUUAAGAAAUACUGAGUUAAGGAGAAAUAUUGGGGAGAAUAACUACUGCAGAGGUGAUUAA
Maudiozyma saulgeensis is the source of this 2823-nucleotide messenger RNA. The record is from the annotation of a GenBank genome assembly. Lineage: Eukaryota; Fungi; Ascomycota; Saccharomycetes; Saccharomycetales; Saccharomycetaceae.